AAUUAAUAAUGAAAUUAUAGUUAGAAAGCAUAGAGAGCCAUCUAGGGGUCAUGAGUGACACUGUGACAAAUUAUGAGAAGGCCGAGUUGCACGUGGUUCCUGUCUGAGAGGUAGUCGCUUUUCCCUUUUUAGUGUCCUCAAGUUCAUUCUCAAAAAGAUUUCUAAUCACAAUGGAAUCAUCUCUAUGCUGUGUGUACGUGUGUGUUCCAUUGAGAAAAAAUGAAGCUGAGAGAGUCUGGCGACACUGACGAAUAGCAGUCAUAAAAUGGGUUGAAGAUCCUACCUGGUUUGCUUCUAACUCUUCUCAGUUGUUCUUUUCAUUUUCUUUUUCUGCCCACCUGGAACAAAUUGGCGGAGUGAAAGGGGGGAUCUCAGAUGUAGCAGAAGAAAGAAAAAUGUUUUCCAGUCGAGUAAGUCCCGUCUGCUGAUGGCUGUGAUGGGUUUAUCCCCAACGGAAUUUUAAUUCACAACAAGUUCUUUCCUUUUUUUUAUCUCCUUGAAAACAUUUAUCGUUCUGUCUAAUAGUUUAUGUGGACCAAAUAGGAAGAUAAGACAUGGAACUUAUCAAGAUGGAAAACAAAAAAAAAGCACUUGAACUUUUUCGUCCUGACUCGCCGCCCACUACAGUUUCUGCUGGUAUCGCUCCCGAUAACACACAAACAAUCCUCCUGGAAAUCAACACCAUUAUAGGAACCGUCUCUCAGCACCAGCAUCGUCGCAGAGAUAGGAAAUGUACAUAUUUAUACACUGGGUGGGCCGCCACCACCCAUCUGUGCAUCUGUGUGUGAGUAUAUAAUUUCCCAAUCAUCGUUUCAAAGAGCACGUUCCAUACGAGAUAAUAAUGCGGGUGAUAAUUAAUUUUGAAUCGUAACGGGAUCACAAAAUCUCUGAAAUAGAUCUCAGGCGAAAGUUGGUUAGAAAAAUAUUUAGUUUUUCCCCCGGCCUUGGUAUUUCUCGCUGUCCAAUCAGUGGAGAAUUUGAAACUAGCGCAGAGUUACUUUCAUUCCCAUGUUAUGAGUUAUUCCCGAAUGAGGAAAAGAAGCCAAACGUGUUAUUCGUGUCAACUCGAAUAGUGUGUCGCUAUAUUCCUUGUUCUGAUUAGAGCUUGUAGGCCAUUGCGACUCUAUUGGGUAUUUGGUGUAGUUUCUGAUAUGCAAAUUUUUCAGGAGAAAGACAUGAAAAUGUGUGGCGAAACUUUCACGUUUUCUGAGUUUGUUUCCACCUUAAAAAUGCUAAUGUGUGAGAAAAUUCACGAAGGAAAUUUUCAUUCAAUGAGAACAUCAUCAUCUUUGGAUCGUCACUAGAGAAGAGAAAGCGUUCGCACACCGGCAAAAGCCGCAUGUUGCUAAUGAUGAUGGGCUAGCUCUGGAUAUAGUCGGCGUAUCCAAUGCUUGUGUCUACCUUUUGAGAAUAUUCGUCGGAAGUUAUAUACAGCGUCACGGAGAUGAUGGGGGCAAUCAACACCUGGGUGCUCAUCAUCAACCCCCCAGCUUCUGAUUAGAGAAAAGGUGUCGACGGACUAAUACAACACAUGGUCUAUAGCAGCUCGGCUGGCGGUUGAUGAGAAACUUAUGGUCCGUUUUCUUUUUCAACCGACACACGGCCAAAUAUUCUUUUCCCACGGAAUGGCGACGGCCGUUCAUCAUCAUUUGGAGAUUUGACCCACAAAUAGCCGCAGCUUUCGACAAUAUACGACCGACCACAAUCAAUGAAAAUGACGAGACGCAAAUCUCCUCCCAGGGAAAUAAAACACAGUUGAUUGGGAGAGAAGGGGAAUAAGUGUAGGACCAAAGCGACAGACAUGGCGACCCUUCAUUCCAGCUCGACGGGCGUCGUUGGUGCUUCCGGCGCCGCUGGGGGACGAACAUCUGUCGUCCGGGCGCCGAUCAGCGCCUCGCUGCCCAGCUUAUUUGCCCGAACAUUACCUACGCAGUCCAACCGACACCGACAGUCAUCCCAACAACAGCCGGCCAGCCGUCCGACUCCAGCAGCAACCGACGUCCAUCGAGGACGGCUCGUGUCGACCGAAUGCCAGACGGAAAUGGAGGAUUCUGUCCAGCAAAACGUCAGGGUGGAAAACGCUCGAAAUGAAACGUCGACAGGAGGAGGAGGAGCUGUGGUUGUAUUAUUGGAUCCCAGCGGUCGCACCCGAAGUCGGCCCGUCUCCCAGUUGAGUGAGAGUGGACUGAGCGGAGUGGAGGAAGCCGUGACGGAGCUGGAACGAGGUCCACCACGGCGGAGGCGUCGCGAGAAGCGACGACAUCGACGAUCAUCGCAGGUGCCGGCCCAACCGCUGCAGCAGCACGUCCAGCAAGCGCUGCACGAUCAGACGGAAUUGUCGGUGGAUUCCCUGUCGGCCGCUCCGGUCUCGCCCAGCAACUCGGACCAUCUGCCCGACAUCCUCAACGCCCACAUGCCUCCGCCGUACUCGACGCUUCCGCACAAUAGCGAGCGCUGCAUGGGCAUGGGACCCAUCCCCAUCACGGCGUUGCCCGUCCCAUUGUCCGUCGUUCCCAUGGCCAUCGGGCCGACGGCCGCUGGUGGUGGCUUAUUGGUGCCUCCUUCCACCACCACAACUCCGGCCGUAGUGGUACCCGCCGGCGGAGGCAGCACAUCACUUUUAGCCAGCAAUAGUUUCACCUUGCCGCCAGCCGGUGGUCGACGAUCUCGUGGAUCGAUGUACGCCGGCGAAGAGAGCGGCAAAUCGUGUUGCGGGGUGAUGGUGACGCAAACGGUUUCCAUCCGCUGGUUCAUCGUCAUGAUCGCCUUCGUUGGCAUCUGCUGCGCAGUUGUGGGAACAGUCCUCGGGGCCAUGAGGUCUUCCGGACGGGAACACCUUACCGUUUCCCUCCUCAUGAUUGGUGUGGGGAUCGUGUUGAUCACGGUCAGCACAAUAGCGUGGAGGUUGACGUCACAAGACGCACCGUCGUGUCGGGCCAUGAUGGGAUUGGGUGGAUCGUCGAUGACGGGCGCUGGUGGAUUGCCCGUGGCGGAGAAUGGCGAAUGCGGAGGAGGAGGUGCCGGAGGAUUGACUGGCGGGGCGGGAGUGGCCGAGCCCAGUGGACGUCGCUUCCUCUCGCGAAUUCCGCCGACUUACGGGCGGCCGCACCAUCCUUACGCCGCCAUGAUGUAUCCGGAAUUCCAGUACAGGCCGCCGCCACCUUCCUAUCAGGCUUCCAUGCAAGAGUACCGGCUCCGGCUCCUGCUGCUGGAUCGAGACAGGCACCAACAGCAAUUGCAACAACAGCAACAACAGCAGCAGCAACAACAACAACACAAUACGCCUCUUAGUCGGGCGUGUGUGGCUGCCAGUAGCGUUCCAGUUGCGCCCGUUUCACCUCCGCCAACCUAUCGGUCACAAGCCAACACCCUCCUAAGGCCGUCACUGCCGAUCCGGGAGAGUGAAAUUAGUCGUCCGCCCAGUUACCGAUCGAGGAGUAGUGCCUCUACGGCCAUCGAGGCCAGAAACAACCCCGAGUCGCAACAACAACAUCAGCAGCAGCAGCAGCAGAUGAGGGCGGAAGAGCAACAGCCGACUCCGUCGAGUUGUACCGAGGCAUUAAUUCACCAUCAGGUGGCGAUGGUGGAAGCCAAAAUCAAAAGUGCCGCUCCGUCGUUUGUGGACGAGUCGCAGCCACAGCCGUCGAGCAAACGAGACAAGGACAACAACACAGUCACGAUCGUGCAGACCAAUUCGUCCAGUCAGGUGCUGGGCUGCCACAACAGCCAAUCGCCCGUUUUGGUUACAGUCACAACUUCCCCAACUGUCCACCAUCCGCCGUCGUCUUCCUCGUCGCCAACCGGCUCACAGAAUCUCCAAGUUUUGGCACAGUUAUGACACUAAAUAGUGUCGUGUCGCAGUUAUUCUUUUUUUUCUAAGUGUGUUACUAUUCAAUAAGAAAAAUUACUGUUAUGAAAUUGUUCAUGCUUCAUAACAUUCCCCCACUCCCUCCUUUUGUUUGUGUGUGUUGGAUGGCGCGUAUAUACAAAAACCUUCCGGAAGGGCAAAAAAACACAAAAAUUUGGACAGAGCCUAGCAGCUUCAAAAAAGUCAUUGGAACUCCAAAAAAAACCAACACUCGACAAGACCACACAUAAAUCAUCUGUUGACAAGUUCCUACGCGUCCUCUUUUAUAUAUUAUUAUAUGACAUAUUUCCCCCCCAAAUCGGAUCAAUUUGUCAUCCGAAGACAACUCAAAAUGUUUUCAAAUAAUUUCUUCUUUUUCUUUUAUUUCUGUUUUAACAGAAAUAUGUUUCACAUUUACGCGGGGAGAAAUUUUCUUUUCUAAAUCGCAUGCUAAUGAAUUAAAAAAAGAAAUUUUUGUUUUUUCCUUAAAACAAAAAAAAAGGCUGAAAAUGGAAUGCCUCAGGGAAUGCAGGAUAACGCCUGUUUAGCUUUUACGGCCGUCAUCAUCAUAACAACAAACAUUUUUUAAAAACUUUUUUUUUUUGACAAAAUGUCGUUUUGUUCGUUUUGUUUUGCCUCGUUGGAAAUUUGUGUGUGAAGCAAAAGAAAGAAAAGUGGAAAUCAUGUACGUGGCUUAUAUCUGGCAGUGUCGUAUUGAUCCGCCUGCUUUUUUUAUAAUUUUGUGUUCUACCCCGGGCAUUGGGGGGGGGCGCAAUGACGUGUGUACAGUACACGGCUCUUCCCAUUUUCUUCUUCCGGCGGAUGGUUUUUUUU
Messenger RNA from Daphnia pulicaria, 4681 nucleotides. RefSeq lists its product as uncharacterized. The record is from RefSeq and is a predicted model, not a curated record. Bases 1802 to 3838 code for a protein of 678 amino acids. The transcript is spliced from 8 exons. NCBI's taxonomy places the organism in Eukaryota, Metazoa, Arthropoda, Branchiopoda, Diplostraca, Daphniidae.